AUCAUUUUCAAGAAUACAAGAAUUACAAAAUCCAAUAUCAUGCUUGCUGUCCGGAGCUUUCAGAGGCUAGCAGGCUCUCCUGCAGUCUCCCAGAUGGUACGCCACAGGAUCACGCGAGGCUUGGCAGACGAGGCUAAACAAGCUACAGAGAAGAUAGUGGUGGAGACUCCUAAAGGUGUAGGUCUUCAGGAAGCAGGACAGAAGUCUAUCCCUAAGCCUGGAGAAUAUUCCAUUGUCUACACAGUCGGUGGGGAGAAGCACAAAAUAGAUAUAGUGGUUCGGCAGGGAAGGUGGCAUCGCAGGUUUAGGCGACUGGCAAUCCUUGCUGCCGGCAUUGCUGUGGUGGGAGGGGCAUGCAGGAUGAUGAGUGCCAGAUGGGAAAAAAAGAUACGGGAGGGUGGGUAG
This is a messenger RNA of Branchiostoma floridae (Florida lancelet), 405 nucleotides long. RefSeq lists its product as uncharacterized. The coding region runs from base 40 to 405 and encodes 121 amino acids. Lineage: Eukaryota; Metazoa; Chordata; Leptocardii; Amphioxiformes; Branchiostomatidae. The record is from RefSeq and is a predicted model, not a curated record. The transcript has 4 exons.